Messenger RNA from Ananas comosus (pineapple), 1490 nucleotides. RefSeq names its product nuclear pore complex protein NUP43-like. The record is from RefSeq and is a predicted model, not a curated record. Gene Ontology annotation, molecular function: protein binding. Gene Ontology annotation, cellular component: nuclear pore outer ring. The coding region runs from base 88 to 1188 and encodes 366 amino acids. The transcript is spliced from 5 exons. NCBI's taxonomy places the organism in Eukaryota, Viridiplantae, Streptophyta, Magnoliopsida, Poales, Bromeliaceae.
UUAAUCCCUCUUCUCUUUUCCCUCCUCCUCCUCCUCCGUAAACCCUAAACCCUAGCUACCAUUUUCGAAGCAAAACCCCUUCCAUUAAUGGCGGAGCCCGGCGAUCUCCGCCUCCACCGCUACCCGCAAUCCAAAUCCGUCGACGCCGUGCGGUGGCUCCCCUCCGCCUCCGCCUUCGGCCGCCUCGUCGCCGUCGCCGUCCACGACCCCGACGCCGACCCCGCCGCCGCCUCCGCCCUGGAGAUCCACUCCCUCUCCCCAACCCAAGCGACCUCCCCCCUCUGCCUCCGCUCCUCGUGGCCCUCCCCCUCCCGCAUCGCCGCGCUCCGCGCCUCCCACCUCCCCCACAACCCCCUCGCCGCCGCCGCCGCCGCAUCCACCCUCGGCGGCUCCCUCCACCUGCUCCUCGUCGACCUCGUCAAUGGCGCCGUCGACACCGAGCUCUCGAUCUCCGGAGACCGGUCGUUCCACGCGGGGCCGGUGACGGGGCUGGACAUGCAAAUCGGCGGCGGCGAGUGCGUCACGGCGGGGGAGGAUGGGAGGGUGAACGUGGUGGGCGCGGGGGAGGGGAGGAUGGAGCACCGGAGGGUCCACGAUAGCAACGGGUUGGCGUCGUACACGGCGGCGAGGUGGGGGUCCCCCGCGGAGUUUGCGACGGGCGGAGUGGGGUUCGGCGUGCGGUGGUGGGAUCAGCGGAAGCCCGAGGGAUUGGUGGCCCAAUUCAAGGGUAGCUGGGGAAGAGGUAGUGUCACUGGCAUGGUGCAUUCAAUUGACAUCCAUCCAUCGCGAAAGCAUAUAUGUAUAGUGGGGGGCUCUUCUGGAACUGUAUUUGCUUGGGAUCUUCGUUGGCAGCAGCAGCCGAUCCUACUCUCUGGAGUUGGUCUUAAUGGGACGGACCAACCAGUCUCCGAGAGCGAGGUGUGGGAGGUUCAGUAUGACAGCUACACUCAAUCUUCUGGAAUUACCUCAGCUCCGUCGACGAAAAUUUUACCUGUUAUGGUGUGCUCAGAAGAUGGGAUCCUUGCAGUUCUUGAACAAGGUGAAGAUCCUGUUGAGCUAUUAGCUGAGCCAUGUGCUAUCAAUGCCUUUGACAUUGAUCCUCAAAAUCCUUCUGAUGUGGUUUGUGCUCUGGAAUGGGAAAGCAUGGCGAUUUUAUCACGUGGAAGAGACGUGGUGGCUAUUCAAUAAACACAACUUCGAUUUUUUUUUUCUUUCUUUUUUCUUUUCUUAUCUUCUGCAUAUUUCGGCAUGGAGGAUGCUCUCACGGCAGGCGCGAUCAGGACAUGUUCAUCUCUAAAAGAGUAUUGGGAUCUUUGUUUGUUUUAUAAAUUACUGAUGAAUGUAAGCUUUUAAACUUUAUUCUUCGGUAGCCGAGAACUCAAAUUACACUGUAUAAUCUGCCGAGUAUGCAGAUAUUUUAGAAGGAUAAGGAAUCUCCCAUUAUUAUAAUUUUGUGAAAAUUUUUGAUGGCAUUACAGACAUUUCAAGAA